This is a messenger RNA of Scleropages formosus (Asian bonytongue), 1920 nucleotides long. RefSeq names its product coiled-coil domain-containing protein 85A-like. The coding region runs from base 39 to 1334 and encodes 431 amino acids. The record is from RefSeq and is a predicted model, not a curated record. The transcript has 4 exons. NCBI's taxonomy places the organism in Eukaryota, Metazoa, Chordata, Actinopteri, Osteoglossiformes, Osteoglossidae.
CAGCCCAGCUCCAGCCCCAGCCCCAGCCCCAGCCCGCGAUGUCCAAGAGCUCCGACAGUCCUCCGGAGGACAUCUCCAAGCUGUCCGACGAGGAGCUGCUCAAGUGGACCAAGGAGGACCUGGUGCGGCGUCUGCGCAGGACGGAAGCUGAGAAGAUGAGCAUCAUCCUGGACCACGGCAACCUGAUCCGCGAGGUGAACCGCAGCCUCCAGCUCCACCUCAACGAGAUCAGGGGACUGAAGGAUGUGAACCAGAAGCUGCAGGAGGACAACCAGGAGCUGCGUGAUCUGUGCUGCUUCCUGGACGACGACAGGCAGAAGGGGAAGAAGGUGUCCCGGGAGUGGCAGCGCCUGGGCCGCUACAGCGCCAGCAUCAUGCGCAAAGAGGUGACCCUGUACCUGCAGAAGCUGAAGGAGCUGGAGCUGCGCCAGGAGGAUCUGAUCAGGGAGAACCUGGAGCUCAAGGAGAUGUGCCUCAUGCUGGAUGAGGAGAAGGGAGCAGGGCCAGUGGGGCCACCUGGCCCGGGGGUGGCCGGCUGCCGCAGCUCCAUUGACAGUCAGAGCAGCCUGACGGUACCCGCGGCAGGGUUGCUGCGUGACGUGGGUGACGGCAGCAGCACCUCCAGCGCAGGCAGCACAGACAGCCCUGAUCACACACACCACAAGCAGCAGCUCCUGGCUGCUCCCGGGGGAGGGAGCCCUGAGCACCUUCAGAAGCCCAAGGCUGGGGCCGGAGGAGGAGGAGGGGGGCCAGUUAAUGGGUCCAGUCCUGAGCAUCCUGGCAGGCACAGGAGCACCAGCCUGGAUUACCCACUGGGUCUGCCGCAGCCCUGCAGGCCUCGGUGUGGGUCAAUCUCCAGCCCUGACCACAGGGCUCUGCGUGGCCCCAGUCCAGAGAAGCACGGCAAGGGCGUGGGCCGUAGGAGCCCGGAGCAGCACCCCAAGCACAGCACGGAGAUGCUAGCACCAAAGCACCUUCUUGGGUCCGGACUAGGCAGCCCGGAGCACUUUCCGAAGCACAGGGGGAGCGCUGGAAGCAGGUGUGGCAGCCCUGAACCCAAACAGGCCCUGAGCAGCACGCCGGAGCUCCUGCACAAAGGCCGUGUUGGCGGGGGGAGCCAGGAGUCACUCAGGCACCAGUACAGCACCAGCCCCGAUCACACAAAGUUUGGCAGCCCGGGUCGGGAGGCGGGGCUGAGGAGGCCGGCCGGAGACGAGCUGUCGCCGCACCACCGGAGCAUCUACAACGGGAUGAACGCUUUGAUAUCUGCUGGCUGCUGCACCACCAACUGUAGAAGUGUCAAGCUCUGGGACAGCUUUGACGCAUCCUCUUGACCACAGGGUCUCCUGGAUGCUUGGGGAAGGGGGGGGAAGAUUUUUCUCCGGCCCUAGGCGACACCGGAUUAACCCCUCCCCCACCCCCGUGACGUCUGAAAGCAUCAUCAGGCCAAAACCCUCAUAUCUCCUGUACGUUUCAUUUCCUGCAUACCAGACAUCCUGGAUUUGCCAGUGUUGCAGAAGCAUGGCUUAAAUCCCCGAGAUUGCCGGUGGAUGUGUUUGAGGUACAAGGUCCUCCUCUGCCAACGUCUAAGUGUCCUACCUCUUCCAUAAAAGAAAAGCAUCACUGAGAAAUUAAGCAUAUUGUUUACAGCUAGAAGUGAACCGGAGUGAAUUACACACUUGGAUAAAUCAGGACCUUGCUCUGUCUAUUCGUUCCUCUGUCUGUGGAAACUCUUCCCUUCAGACUGGUGAAGAAAACGAAGUAAAUGAAUAUUCCACUGCUUCUCCCCUUUGCCUAUGCUCCAUUCUCUUCUGGUGUGUGAGAAUAUUAAUCUUCACAAAGGGUAUUGCUAAUACCCGUAACUAUUCAGUUCUUCUUAAGGGGAAUGGGUUGGACAGCCUCCCCUCUACAAUAGUCAAU